This is a messenger RNA of Malassezia restricta, 3186 nucleotides long. Its product is annotated as glycosyl hydrolase family 88. Gene Ontology annotation, biological process: carbohydrate metabolic process. The record is from RefSeq and is a predicted model, not a curated record. The transcript has a single exon. The coding region runs from base 1 to 3186 and encodes 1061 amino acids. NCBI's taxonomy places the organism in Eukaryota, Fungi, Basidiomycota, Malasseziomycetes, Malasseziales, Malasseziaceae.
AUGAGCCAGUCCAUGGUCCACGUCGAUAAUACGACGAUCGUGCUUCUGGUCACGCUCCUAGCACUCCUGCUAUAUGCGAGGUUCUGCAGGCAAUAUAACCAGCCAGUUUUGCAUCCUUUGAUUUUGCAGCGGCAGUCGGAGGCGUCAGCAGUGCGUAUGCCAAACGAGUCGGCAUCGUACCGCAAUGUGAAUGCGCCUCUUGGCCUUGACCUUGCUAUGCGUCCGCAGCGCGAUACACCUACGGUAGCAACCAUGCUCGCGCGGGGCGUGGAAGCUGGCGUGCCGCAGGUAGUCCGCCGUGUUCUGGACGCCUCCAUGAGUAACGAGGAAAUCCGCUUGCAAGCCGCCGCGUUCAUGAGUGCGGUACGCACGAUACUGCACACUGAUACACCUGUGAUUGUUGUGUGUGGCUUUGUGAAUUCGUCACACGCACUGACGGCGCUGCUUGCGCCGGCAUUGAUCGGUGGCGGCGCCCGUGUCUUGGUCUUGCCACCUGGCAUGCCGCCGACCUCGCUGCCUGCGGACGUGGACGAGAAGGAUCUUGCGAUUGUGUGCCUGGAUGCACCGCUUCUCCCCAUCCUCGCUCAUGCGCGUCUCAUAAUUGCGAAUGAAAAUUCAGACGUCAAGGGUGCUUCGUACAUGACCUGGGACGAUGUAAUGGGUCAUGCGACAGAAAACGAAGCACCGGCCUUACCGGAUGUCUCGCGACUCACCAAUGCCGAGUUGGACAGUCUCGGUGCCAAUACAUUCGCGACGUUUUGGGAUGGCGAGCGUGCGUGGGUCUCUGUGUCAGAGACGUCGAUGACGUCAGGUGUCACUUCAUGGCUCAGUCAGUUCCCUGCCGAUGCCAUUCCACAGCGCGGCGACCUUGUGCUCACGGACCUAAUGUAUGCGCGCGCUGCUCCCGCUACCGUGUACGUGACGUUGCUACUCUCGGUGCUGUUCACUGGAACAGGCAUCGCCAUGGAGCCAUCUACAGAGCUCAUUCAGAAUCUGCGUGUGCUGCAUCCUACGCUGCUGUUUUUAAGCACAUACGGCGCCCAGUGUGUCGAACAGAGUGUGUGGAUGCCAAGCACCGCCUCACCCCUGUGGUCCCUGAUGCGCCGCAUGAACAUGGACCUACUACGGAACGGCGUUCUGCCUAAAGACCGCCUGCUUGACAGGCUCGUCUGCAAAGGUGUGCGCCAUCGUGUGGGCCUCGAUCAUGUUCGCGCAGCCAUCAUCACAGGCGACGGCUGUGCGGCCGAGCAGUCGCUGGUAGACUCGCUGCGCCUGUAUCUGGGUGUGCCGGUAAUGCAUGCCUAUGUCCCACGCCGCCUUGAGUCACAAGGUAUGUCAAGCAUGGUUACAGCGCCGGUUUGCACAUCCAAUAUGUAUGAUCUACAAGUGUUUGCGCCGCAGCUCCUGCGGGACGACUCGGCUCGAUGCCUGCCAGCCUCUGUCGGCCCACCGUCCGUCUCGCUUGAACUAAAGCUCGUACAAGACUCGCCAGCGGUCAAGGCACAUGCUGAAGCCAUCGAGCGUUUGCGUGCCGAUGGCUGCGAUGAUCCCAUCGGUGAGGUGUAUGUGCGUGGAUAUACCGUAUCGAAAACAGGGCACAACGACACCCGUAUUUCACCAUGGCACAACACAGGGGAUGUGGCGCUAGUGCGCACGAACGGGACAUUUGUGGUUGUGGCUCCGCGAGGCGCGAACGAGGCAGGCAUGAUGCCUAAUACCAUUACGAGCACCGACGCAAGCGACACACUCAUUCGACAGCAGACGCCGCGCCGCGUCACGCGGACCACUGUGAUGCUCACCCUCUUGUUAUGCGUGAGCUGUGUCGAUGCGCAUGGCAUGAAGCGCUCGCUGCAUCCGCAGGACCAGCUGAUGCGCCGCGGCGAGGACCACCAUGUCAACACAACGAUGAUCGACCAGGCAUUUAGCGGUAUCAUGUCGAUGCAGCGGGCGUCUUGGGAGCAGGGCGUCCUUCAAUCGGCAGUGACGGAAUACUAUUACCCACAGUGGAGCGUCUUUAAGAAGCCAGGCCAUGAGCUGUAUCCUAAGCCGAAGACGUUGUCCAUCAAGGACCAGCCCAUUGAUCUGUUACGUUUGGCGAUGUCAAGUAUUGAUGGCCAGGACAGUGCAGGCCGCCUUGCGAGUGUGAUUACUGGUGACGAAUCGACAGGCCGAGGCGCCUCGAUGGACUCGGCGAGCUGUGGCGAAGGUGUGCUGGUGGGUGCGUGGAUUCGUGAAGGUUUCCCCAAUAACAAGCCAGGUGCCCGUGGUAUGUUUGGCCAUGCAGCGCAGAAGCAACUCGAGUACUUGCUGCAUAAUGUGACGCGGACGCCUAGUGGCGCCCUGAGCCAGCGUGCGGGAUCCUCGGACCCUGAGCUGUGGUCCGACUCGGCGUACAUGGGGCCGCCGUUCAUCGCCUUCUACGGUCUCGUAACGAACAACCAGACACUUGUGCAAAUGGCGUUUGAUCAGUUGCGAUUGCAGCACAAGGCAUUGGCGCGCACAGAGGGCACAGGCAGGAAUCUGUGGCACCAUAUUGUUAGGUUUCCUAAUGCGAGGAACAAGAGUGACACGCAGCUGAUUGAUGCGCGAGUGUGGCUCACUGGCAAUGGUUGGGCCGCCGCGGGUAUGCUGCGUGUCGCAGCCAUUAUAUCUCAGAGCCCGUGGACGGACAAGAUGAAGGAUCAGUAUCAUCAGCUGCUGGAUUGGGCGGAGGACAUAGUGUCGGCCACCUACUUUUUCGUUGAUCGCGGCACGGGCCUCAUGCGCAAUGUGGUGGAUAACCCCAAGACGUUCUAUGAUGGAAGUGGCUCAGCUUUAAUGGCGUAUGCCGCAUUUCGGCUCGGCAGCAUGGACGAGCAGCGCCGCGAUCAGAUUCAGUGGGCUGAAAAUGCAUACCAGACCUUGUCCAGGGCCCUAGACCCAUUCAGUCAGUUUACGAAUGGCAUUCAGACCGUCAACGAGAUGAGCUCCGGUGAGGUGGGUGUUACGUCGACCGAGAGCUUGGCCUUCCUUAUACUAAUGAGCGCCGCUCGUCGUGAUUAUUACCAGGGCAACACCACGGGCACAGGUGGCGCCGUUGACCCGCCAGCACCUGACUCGUCGGCUGCAUCGGUUCACGUUCGCACCACGGUCGUAGCAUGCACCCUGAUCGCUGCCUGCAUGUGGGUGAUGGUCAGUAGUCUAUAG